GCUAGGAGGAUGACACAGGGUCCAAGAGGGAAGGAAGUUAUGAGGGGGGAGCUGUGAACCUGGCCAUCGGGGAGGAAAGGACAGACCUACCACCAGCCCCAGCCCAUCUUCUGCCCCCAUCCAAAGUCCUCACGGUUCCUUAACACCUCAGUUCAGGAACAUGCCUGGGUCCUUGGCAGCACUGCUCUGUCUUGGGCUGUGUUUGAGCCAGAGCAUCAUGGCACAGAGAGAAACACUCCCCAAACCUUCUUUGUGGGCUGUGCCUGGCACUGUGAUCCCCUGGGGGAAGUCUGUCAUGGUCCACUGCCAGGGCGCUGAUGGGGCUCACAGGUUCCUUCUGGAGAAGGAUGGGACCACAGAACUAAGAGAUAUGCUGGAAGUACCUGGGCCCUGGAGCGAGGCCGAGUUUUUCAUUGCAGACAUAGCAGCAGAGACGGCAGGUCGCUAUCGGUGUCGAUACCAGAGACAAGACCAUUGGUCAGAACUCAGUGACCCAUUGGAGCUGAUGGUCACAGGAUUGUACCCCAAACCCUCCAUCUCGGCCAGUCCAGGCACCACCGUGGCUUUAGGACAGGAUGUGACCUUGCAUUGUGAGUCACAGCUCGGCUCUGACAAAUAUGUUCUCUAUAAGACAAGUGGAGCCAACGCGCCCCACUCACUGAUCUCUACUGAUUACCACGCCACCUUCCCAUUUCCCUCUGUGACUGACUCCCAUGGAGGCACAUACCUAUGCUACAGCUUUGAUAGUGAAUUCCCCUACCUCUGGUCAAUACCCAGUGAUACCUUGGUGCUCAAGAUUUCAGGAGGAUCUCCAGAAAAGCACUUGUUACAUGAGACUCCUAACUAUGAGUAUGUGUCUCCAUACUAUAACUUCAGAAGCCUCUGGCUGGUAGUGGUUGGUGUAACUUUGGCCAUCCUGGGGGCUCUGACGAAUGAAGCCUGGCGACACAGGGGGUCAGCCCAGCAGCAAGAAAAGAAACCUGUUGCCUUGCUUGAGGAGCCAGAAAAACAGACAGGAUUGGGAACAGAAGGACCUCUGGAAGAUCCCCUUAAGGGUCCCUAAGCCACAGAUGAAGUGAACCAAUAAAGAAUCUGGGAG
Molecule: messenger RNA, 1099 nt
Organism: Trichosurus vulpecula (common brushtail)
Lineage: Eukaryota; Metazoa; Chordata; Mammalia; Diprotodontia; Phalangeridae
Product: platelet glycoprotein VI-like
Exons: 6
Coding region: 161-1063 (300 amino acids)
Source: RefSeq, a predicted model, not a curated record